Zingiber officinale is the source of this 1029-nucleotide messenger RNA. RefSeq names its product succinate dehydrogenase subunit 4, mitochondrial-like. Lineage: Eukaryota; Viridiplantae; Streptophyta; Magnoliopsida; Zingiberales; Zingiberaceae. Gene Ontology annotation, biological process: tricarboxylic acid cycle; mitochondrial electron transport, succinate to ubiquinone. The record is from RefSeq and is a predicted model, not a curated record. The transcript has 2 exons. Gene Ontology annotation, cellular component: mitochondrial inner membrane. Bases 69 to 788 code for a protein of 239 amino acids.
GUUUUGCAUCCGUUAUAGGCUGUCCAUCAAGGUCUCGUGCUUCGCUCAGUCGCAUCGGCCGAUCGGCGAUGGCUUCCCUCCUCUCGCGCCGAUCCAAAACCCUACCUCUCCAUCGCUACCUCCUUCGCCCUUCUGCGUUAAGUGAGGCGUUCGCCUCCGCCCAGUUCCUUCGGGGCCUCGGCUGCGGUGCUUCCCGCCCGCUGUCGGGCGCCGGAUCCGCUGCUCCAUGGACGGAUCGCGCCGCACAAGCUACUCCUACACUAGCCCCGCCUAGGGUGAUCGACAACCUUGGUUCAGAGAAGACUUCUGUCCGUAGCAAGAUUCUCUCAAAUUUCACUUUUAGUUCAUUACAUAGUAAUCCACGAUGGUUGGCUUGUUCCUUGCACACAAAAGCACACGUUGGAGAAAUGAACUGUCCAGCAGAUAAUUUGAACUCUCAGCAUAAGUAUAAUGAAGACUCAAAGGUUCUUGCUUUCAGUCCACUUGAGGGGACCCUUACUAGGGAAAGGAAAAGUGGAUUAGUUAAUGAAAGCUUGAAGGUGAAGAGAAUGGAGCUCUCCAUAAAGACUACUUAUGCGCUUAUACCAUUGUUGCUACUUGUAUCAAAAUCAACGUUAACUACAUCAAUGCUGGUCUUGUGCACAUACUGGCAAAUCUAUGGGUUUUACAAGGAGAUCAUUCUGGAUUACAUUCACCAUGAAGUCACAAGGAAAUGGGUUUUGAUAUAUUUCAGCUUGCUGCUACUCAUCUUGGCUAAGGACACCAUCCUUGCUUUCAAUCUAGUAUGAUGUCCUCUAAGGCUCAUCUGCAAGAUGUAGACUGGCGGAUAAGGAAGUCGGAUGAUGACCAGCGUAUGACUUCUCGAUUUAUUCCUCGCAAUCCCCCUUUUCAAUUAGGUUCAAGUUCAUGAUGGCAUUUGGAGGUUAUGUUUGACUUGCUUCUAUUUUAAUUUGCAAUGACUUGAUGGGAACCCUGGUGUCUGGAUGAUUGCCUUUUAAUAAAGUCCCAGUUGAAUCCGGUUUUGUUGGA